This is a messenger RNA of Corapipo altera (White-ruffed manakin), 3706 nucleotides long. RefSeq names its product cadherin related family member 3 (gene CDHR3). Gene Ontology annotation, molecular function: calcium ion binding. Lineage: Eukaryota; Metazoa; Chordata; Aves; Passeriformes; Pipridae. The record is from RefSeq and is a predicted model, not a curated record. Gene Ontology annotation, biological process: homophilic cell-cell adhesion. Gene Ontology annotation, cellular component: plasma membrane; cell-cell junction. The transcript is spliced from 21 exons. The coding region runs from base 546 to 3185 and encodes 879 amino acids.
UCUCGCAGCGCCCCGCACAACAAUAAUAUUUUUGAAGGCCAUCUCCAGAUUCUAGAGGAAGGCUCUUAACCAUCCAGUUGGGACAGAAAAGAAACUUGGAGGAGCUCCCUGCAUUUUUGAAAGAUGUGACAAACUUCUUUAUGUUUUGAGGUAUGAAACAACUUGGGGAUGGACAAAGUUACCUCGCUUCAGUAUGAAGUCUGCAUUCAAACAUCAUACUGCUUUCCUGUGCUUUGCUCUCUCACAAUAACCAAACCCAUGUGAAUAACCAAACCCACAAAAGUCCCCAAAGAUCUUCACCCAUUUUUCGUGAGUGCAGACCAGGUCUGUGGAUGAAGUGUCAGCAAGGAGCAGUUCCUGACAAGCAAACAAGCUGACGGUGUUUGGAAACUCCCUUAGAGACACGAGUCCUUUGUUUCGGUUCUCACUGCACAACAUGACAAAGAAGAAAAAUUUAGGUGGAGCUGAUGUAAACUAGGGAAAACAUACCAUGAUCUUCCUUCAGUUUGUAUCCUGGGAACACAGAGGAGAGGGUUGUAAAGACAAUGAAGAUCAUUCUCCUUUUCCUCAUUUUGCUGGGAGUAGUAUCUGGAAGAAAAACCCCAUUGCUUAAGGGUUUACCUGCAACAAGCACUGUUGAAGAAAACACAGCAGCUGGUGUUUCAGUCUGUGACUUCAAUGUAACUGUUUCUCCAUUGUCUUCUGAAGGUGUUGCAAUUCUUCCUACCAUAGUAAAUUCAAAUCCACUUACAGAGGCUUUUGAUAUUGAAUCAAAAGGAGGUCUUGAAUACAGGGUUGUUACCACUGGAAACCCUGUCCUAGAUUAUGAAACAAUGCCAAAGAGCUUUGAUUUACACAUUUUUGUUGAAGAUACAGCUGGAAGAACUGACCUUAGCAUAUUGACUAUUCGAGUAACAGAUAAAAAUGAACAUCCUGUAUUUAGAGGAAAUAUGGCAAUUCAAACUCUAAUGAUCUAUGUGUUGGAAGGAACACGUCCAGAAUGCAUUUACCAAGUUGAUGCAGCUGAUCCUGAAAAUGCGAAACUCAAAUAUUCACUGCUCCCUACGACAGUGCCGUUCUUGAUCAUGGAAAGUGGAGCCAUUUUCUCCACAAAAGAAUUUGAUUAUGAGAAAGAUCCACAUUGUUACUUUUUAAAUGUAACAGUGACAGAUCUGGAUGGACUCAACUCAACUAGAACAGUAAAUAUAAAUAUAAUUAACAUCAAUGAUGAAAGUCCUUACUUUACCACAAAACAAAGAAUCUAUAGAAUUCCAGAGGAACAAAGCCCAGGUACCAUUGUUGCCAACAUAACAGCUAAAGAUCCAGAUGAUGAAGGCUCUCCCAGCAGACUUUUCUACAGCAUCCAGUCUUCUGACAGAUAUUUCUCCAUAAAUCCAUCGACCGGAGUGCUGCAGGUGACCAGAAGAAUCGACCGUGAUGCCCUUCCACUGCAGCUCCAUCCCAACAUCUCACUGAUAGUCCAGGUGGAGGACAGUCCCAGCAAUGGUCAUACCAGUAAAAUGGAGAUCACAAUCAUUAUUGAUGAUAUCAAUGACAACCCGCCAGAAUGCAGUCCUUCUGCCUUCAGGAAAGAAGUAAAUGAAAAUACGGCUCCUGGGACAUUUGUCGUUGAUCUUAGAAAUUACUGUAAAGAUAUUGAUGUUGAUCCAUCAAACAAUCAAUUUAAUUUCACUGGAUUAUCUGGUUUUGGAAGCAAUAACUUCAUUCUGGAUUCCACUGUGUCUGGAAGACUUGUGAUGACUGGAACUAUUGAUUUAGAGAGCCCAGCUAAUCCAGGAAUUGAAGUUUAUACUUUGACUGUCAGGGUGCAAGAUAUUGCCCAUCCUAACUACUCAAAUAUCAUCUACAUUUACAUCAGGAUAAAGCCAGUGAAUGAAUUUUUUCCAGUCUUCAGUACUUUAUCUUACGUAUUUAAUGUUUCAGAAAUUACUAAAGUUGGAUCCAGCAUUGGAAGAGUGCAUGCCACAGACGAGGACUGGCCACCCACUGUCAUCACUUAUUCCAUUGUAGCUGGAGGAGGCACCAGGGAUUACACAAAUAUCUUCUGGAUCAGCACAACCAAAGGAGAUGUGAGGAUUUUAGCUAGAUUAGACUAUGAAACAACUCAGAAACACAUUUUCAUAGUACAGGCCUCAGACCAAGAAAAGUUUACAACAGCAUCAGUAACUGUGAAUGUUUUGGAAGUAAAUGAUGAAGAACCAGUUUGUUCACCUAAUUUCUAUUCAUUUCAAAUCCCAGUCAGCUUAGCUGUUGGGACCAAUAUUAACGGCUUCAGGAUUGAAUGUCAAGAUCGUGAUUCUGAUCCCAGGUCUUUCCGUUACUUCAUUAAUGAAGGCAAUGAGAACAAUCAUUUCACUUUUUCACCAAGUGCCGGCUCCAAUACAUCUCGGCUGAUUCUUGCAUCGCGGUUUGACUAUGAGAGCGGGUUUGACACAAGCUGGAUUUACAAUCUGCGCGUCUACAUAACAGAUGACAAUUUACUGUCUGGCAGGGACAAAACUACACAUUUAAUUGAAACUGGAAUGGUGACUUUAAGCAUCAGAGUUAUCCCAAACCCAACUACUGCCAUUACCACGACACCUGGCUUCACUGUUGUGACAAGAAGGGAGAACCUCUACUCUGCAUCGGCAUGGUACGUGCCGUUCAUCGUCACCCUUGGCAGUUUGCUCCUCCUCGGACUCCUGGGGUUCCUGGGAUUCCUGCUGGUGACCUGGGUCCGCACCCGCUGCCCUCCAGCAGGGAAAGCACACCGCACACCUCUGAUAGAUACUCCAGAAAAGAAGAAACCUAAGAAAGACGUGGUUGUGACGAUGACAAAGCUAAAUACUAUCUUUGAUGGAGAAGCCAGAGACCCAGUUACUGGCAGAAUGUAUGAAUUCAAUACGCGGUCGGGGGCCCGGAGGUGGAAGAAGAGCAAUGAGCCCCUUAAGCCAAUACUGGCUGGUCAGGUUACAUACAGUGCCACAAACAAUAGUGGCCAAGGGACAGACAGAGCAGAGACAGCAAGUAAAAAAGAACCUUCAGAGAAGAGGAAAGAGCUGACUGCAGCAACAAAACCAGCUACCAAGCCCUCAGCAGACCAGGAUGGACUGAGAUUACAAAAGCAUAAAGAGGAGUCUGAGGGCAGGGGGUUAUCCUCAGUGGCUCCCCAAGGUGGGAACUGACCUCCUAUCCCCAAAUGAACCCUGCAUUGCCAUUAAACCAGAGUUCAUGCAAUUCCAAGCUGCUUUCCAAGCAACCUCUGAUCUGAAUAGCCAAAGGAUCAGAUGUGAUUUUUCUCUCUAUAUAUCUCAGCUGCAAAACAUAAGGUGGCCACUGGUGUGUAUACUGGACCCAAAACCAGGAUGAAGCUGGAGGUACCUUUGACAGGUGCGUGUAUGAGUGGGAGAGAAAGGGAGGACGUGAAAGUGAGAGAAAAGGAAACAAAAGCAGAGUCACAGAUAAGAAUUCACUACCCACUGCCCCCUACAGACACCGGCAGUGUCCUCCUGGAGGAGCUCUGCAACCCCAACCAACAUGGCCACGUCCUCUGACUGCCUUUGGGAAUGGCAGCAUACGUAGGGAUGUGCUUUCUCACCAGCGAAUGUGGUCUCCUAUCCCUGCUGAGCAGCAGAAUGAGUGAAAACCACAUCAGGGUAGAAAUGUCGGUAGAAAUGUGUGUUUAUAGAAGCUAAAAAUACUUGCU